GUGAAUCUGUUCCUGGCGGUGCUGAAGACGAAAUUCGGCAAGGCCCAAUCCUUCUUCCAGACGCGGGUGCAGGUGUCCACGGAGCAGAGGAAGAACACCAUCAAGCGCUUUCUGGACUGGACAAUGGACAACUGGAAGGAAUUCUCAGCUGAGAGGCUGGCCCAAGAUGCUCAAAGCAGGCAGCGCAUCUCUCUGGACUUCCGCCGGCUGUCCUCCAAUAUCAGGAGGAGCCUGAUUGAAUCGUUUGGGAGCGAAGACAGGGAGGUACAGCGCUCCGGAUGGAAGAAAAUAUCGCUUUACUUUGGGAAGAAGUGGAGGCGGCUGUACAGGCUAAUACGGUGGUCGGUGUUGCGCAAAGAAUUCUCCAAUUUCUUCCUAACCUGCAUAAUACUGAAUACAGUACUUCUGGCGCUCGAAUACGAUGGCAUGCCAAAGAAGAUGGAGGAGGUGAUGGCGACUUUCAACAUAGCGUUCACGGCCCUCUUCACAAUUGAACUGAUCCUUAAAUUCAUUGGCCUCGGUUUUUGGGAAUACGUCAGCGACAACUUUAAUAUUUUUGAUGCCAUCAUUGUCACUUUGGCGUUGCUGGAGAUUGUCUUCGAACAGGGGAGCGGCGUUGUGGCAUUCAGGUCCUUCCGAAGUUUCCAGAUACUCAAGAGCUUCCGGGUGCUGCGCCUGUUCAAGAUGUUUCGCUACCUCCAGUCCUUGAGGAAGAUAGGCGAAGUCUUGCUGUCCUCCGCGUCAUCCUUCAUGGCCAUCGUGCUGCUCAUGUUCCUCUUCAUGGUCGUGUUCGCGAUUGUGGGCCUGCACCUGUACGGCGGCGUCGUACCGCAGGACGAAUUCCCAAACUUCAACUCGUUCCUGAACUCCGUCAUAGUCAUGUUCAAUGUCCUGACUUUAGAAGACUGGGAGAUCAUAAUGUACACGUUCAUGCACGAGACAAACUUCGGAAGUGUAUUCUUCUUCAUCGGAUGGGUCGUCCUUGGCAAGUACAUUUUUCUGACUCUGUUUUUGGCCGUUACACUGGAAGCCUUCGAGUCAAAGUACGACGCGGAGGCUGCAUCGGAGGCGUACAUUGCUUACAAGG
Ostreobium quekettii is the source of this 1087-nucleotide messenger RNA. Lineage: Eukaryota; Viridiplantae; Chlorophyta; Ulvophyceae; Bryopsidales; Ostreobiaceae. The record is from the annotation of a GenBank genome assembly.